Penicillium waksmanii is the source of this 918-nucleotide messenger RNA. Its product is annotated as shikimate dehydrogenase family protein. The record is from RefSeq and is a predicted model, not a curated record. Gene Ontology annotation, molecular function: shikimate 3-dehydrogenase (NADP+) activity. The transcript has a single exon. The coding region runs from base 1 to 918 and encodes 305 amino acids. Gene Ontology annotation, biological process: shikimate metabolic process; chorismate biosynthetic process. NCBI's taxonomy places the organism in Eukaryota, Fungi, Ascomycota, Eurotiomycetes, Eurotiales, Aspergillaceae.
AUGGCACAACAAGAAAUGACCCUCCAUCUUGUUGGGAUUGGUGUUACGCAUUCUAUUGCACCAAAUAUGCACAACUAUAUCGCCAAAUCUCUCGGUCUGCCUUGGACAUUCUAUGCGACCGAAUGCGCGACCACAGAAGAAUUGCUCAAUCUGGCCCGAAACCCUAAAACCACUGGUCUCGUUGUUACAAUGCCCUACAAGGGCUCGAUCAUGGAGCACCUCGAUGAGCGUGACGAACUCGCGUCCAUAAUUGGGGCAUGCAAUAAUGUGUACUACAAGACCGAUGGCUCUAGGCAAAUCUAUGGUACCAACACAGACUGGAGGGGAAUCAAGGGCUGUCUGCUAGAGAAAGGCGAAGAGAAGACCAGACCUUCUCCAACAUCUCCAGCAUCGGCUUUGAUCAUCGGUGCUGGUGGAGCAAGUCGUGCGGCUGUCUACGCUCUCAGCGAGCAUCUCUAUUGCCCAACGAUCUAUGUCUUGAAUCGCGACAAUGAAGAGGUGGUGAACCUCAUUCGUGAUUCAAAGAAACUCCCCAAUCCUCCCAGCAUCGUUCAUGUCAAAACGAUCGCACAGGCCGAGAAGCUACCAAGCCCUUACUACAUUGUUGGCACGGUUCCUGAUCUUGAGCCUAAGACAGAAACCGAAAUCGAAGUCGCUUCCAUUAUGAAGCAUUUCCUCUCCCGGCCGAAGAAAGGAGUCUUGUUAGACAUGUGCUUCAAACCGAGAAGAACCCGGAUGAUUAAGUUGGCAGAACAACUUGAAUACCCUAGUGUUGAGGGUACACAUGUCAUUGGAUAUCAGAUCGAGGAGCAAUGGCGCUUGUGGGCCGGAGAGGAGGCUUGUCAGAAGUUGGACAGAGAGGGUGCCUGGGAGGUCCUACUGAAGGCUGCGGAAGAAAGCAAGGGGAUCAAUUUUUAA